UUGGGAGUCACAGCGCGGGGCUUGCCUGCCUCCCUACCACCGCUCCCUUUCCCCAUCCGCGGAAACAUUUCUGCGCGUGUCGGCACACACGCGACACAACUUAUAGUCUCCUCGUUGUUGCCUCCACGCAGAUCGGCUUCGUGUGAAGCGUGGAUUGGAGUGAAGGAGAGAGGGAUACUUCCUUCUCGUUGUCGCCUGUUCUCCUUCAGUGCGCGCUUCUCUCCAUCCGUCCCUGGCCGGCUCCCUUGGCUCCGUAUGAGCGAAAACCUCUGGGUCUCCAGAAAGCAACGAGGGUCAGCGCAGGAGCGCGUGAGGAACAACACAACCCACAGGUGUGCUGCAGCCACAGCGAGCGGUGCCUCCAGGCGCUUCUGGAGACGAAGGCGCACGCAUACCUGGAAAUUACCAUGUGACUGUGCACCUGGGCGUGGAGAAAGUCCUCAUAUUCCGAGCGGAGACUCUUUUGUUAAGGAGUUGACCGCGCCACCUCCCGACAGCGGCGACAGUUUGUUCAAACCCUGGGUUUGUUAUCGCUUGUUUUUGUGGAAUAGUGCCUUUUUUUACGAGACAUAAUCACAGGACUCGAGACGAGAUGUAAACUUCCUCACGGACGUUUUCUUUUCUCUUUACCAAGAAAUACAAGUCGACAAAUUUAAUAAAGAGGGCUUAUCCACUUGGCUGUUAGGACUGUUCGCGCGUGAGGAACAACUGCGCUCUUUCACCUUCAAGAGCCCGAGCCCUUAAUGAAGCUGGGGGUCAGCGGCGCUGUGUGGCUAAUUGGCCAAGUUCGCCUGGGGCUACGGCUACCUGUGAUUGAAGUGUCCAGUGAGCACCCACUGUGCAGCCGCUGCUGCACCCUUCUCUGUUCCACUCCAGCAGCCAAGACGCUCGCCGCUCUCCUGUCGGCCUCCCUCUAAGAUGGCAAGCUGGGUCUCUCUUCUUCUCAUCCUCUUAUGCCAAUCAAUAUCACAAGCCCAGGAGGAGAGCAGCAACGCCCCCAUCCUGGAGUUCAUCUCUGAGACCUCCAUUAAUAAUGUGGUUCAGGACCCCCAGACGGGCCGCAUUUACCUGGGAGCAAACAACUCCAUCUACCAGCUCGGGCCUUCCCUCAAGCCUCAGGCCCGUGCCACGACGGGGCCUAAAAAAGACGCACGCAGCUGUACUCCUCCACAUACAUCCUGCCAGGACACCAAGCUAAUGCCCAACCUCAACAAGCUUCUGCUGAUCCAUCCAUCUAAUGGUUCUCUUAUAGUCUGUGGGAGUCGGUACAGAGGCAUCUGCUCCCUCCUCAACCUGUCCAACGUGGAACAGGAGAUUCAUUACAGUGACAAUAGAGGAGAGAGGACUUAUGUAGCUAGCAUAGAGGAUAAUGUGAAUGUGGUUGGAGUCAUGUCCUACUACACAAAGGAUGGACAAAAUUUCAGCGUGUUUGUUGUGGGGAAGGGCUACGGAAGCUUGGACAGUACAAAACUCAUUAGCACAAGAAUCCUUGAGAACUACAACGACUGGGUCGUGUUUGAGAACAUCAUUGAGGCUUCAACAGUACAGACAACGGCUUUUGUUCCAAAAUACUUACAUGAUUUCAGGCAUGCCUUCAAAGAGGAUGGUUUUGUGUAUUUUAUCUUUUCUCGGACCCUUGACGGUACGGAUAACAAAAACCUGACUUUUGUCUCCCGUCUCUGUGAAGACGACCAUCAUUACUACUCCCACACAGAGCUGCAGUUAAACUGUGGUCCAGAAAACCAAUACAACAAAGUUCAAGCAGCUUUUGUGGCCUCUCCAGGAAAAGAGCUGGCAAAGGCCAUGACUGAGUCAAUUGAUUACGGGAAGGUAAAUUCAUGGAGCAAGGUCCUUUUUAUGGUGGCAAGUGCGGAUGAAGAUGAAAGUAAGUCAGCUCUAUGCAUGUAUCCCAUGAACUCAAUCAACGAACGGCUGGUGGACAUCAUCAGCGCGUGUUACAGUGACAGUGGGAAGAUUUCUGGGUCUCCAGCUGUGGAUAUCCCCUACUCUUCCAAAACAGAAGAAUUCUGCACUGCAAACAUUGGGAAAGACAUGUUGAAAAGCUUCAAGUGUGGUGCAGAUUUUUUGCCAUCCCCUUUGGCAAGCAAGCCAAAAUUUGCCUUAAAUGCCAAGGCAGUGUGGACCACUUCAAGCCUACUGACCGCUGUGGCUGUUGCUGUGGAGAACGAUCACACCAUUGCUUUCUUGGGCAACAACAAGGGGGAGGUCUUCAAGGUACAUCUCACGGCAGUUGCAGAGGAAUAUGGCAAGGCUCCUGGCGACACUAUUGGGGAGAAGGUUAACAAGAACCUGUUCUUUGACCUCAGUCACAGCCACCUCUACAUCACCACAGAGAGAAGGAUCACCAAGGUGCCGGUGCAGACAUGCCUCCAAAAGACGGACUGCCAAUCUUGCAUGGCACUGAGGGAUCCUUACUGCGGCUGGUGUGUCCUGGAGGGCCGGUGUACCAGAAGGUCUGAGUGCCGCCGGGCAGAGGAGAAGAACGGCUGGCUUUGGAGCCCCGGGCAGCAGUGUCUCAAAAUUGUAUCCUUCCAUCCACAAAACCUUUCCUGCAGAAAAACUGGCAAGAUCCAGAUCAACAUCCCGUCUCUUCCUGCUAUCGGACCCUCUGACCGUCUUCAGUGCCACAUCGGAUCAUUUAAAAGUGAAGGCUCCAUGUUUGACUCCAGUCAAGUCUCCUGCGAUCUGCCACAGCCUUCACUUAUCCCGAAAACACCUAAGGACAAAGAUUUUGUGGCUGUUUCAGUUAUGGUUUCCGUCAACGAGACAGUGGAGCUGGCAAUGAGGGAAUUCAAGUUCUACAACUGUGCUGCCACUGUGAGGAAAUCAGAAAACACACCGUGCACAGCAUGUGUAACUAGUCCAUGGGGCUGCCAGUGGAACACGUAUGAUCACAUGUGCAGCGACCAAGACGACAACAGCGGGGGUCCUAUCAUUAAACACCGUAAGGGAUUAGAGUGUCCUCUGUUUGAGAAUCCAGAUCCAAGUCUGAUCCCAGUGGGCAUCAAGACUAAGAUCAGUUUUGAAGGGAUCAAUUUAAGCAACUACAAGGGUCGAGUUUUCACCAUCGGCACGGAGCUGAUGAAAAAUGUAGAGGAAGAAGUUAUCAGUGAAAGCGAGUCGUUCUACAAUUUUAGCGGCUUCAAUUUUUCCUACGAUAAGUCACCAGAGACCAACAUCCUUUUCUAUGUGAAGGACAAGGACACCGGAAAGAAGAUAGACAGCACUCUAAAUGUCACCCUCUACAACUGCUCCAUGGGAAGAGAGGACUGUAGCCUCUGCAAGCAUGCUGACCAAAAGUAUAGUUGUGUAUGGUGCAAGAAGCAGAAAGCAUGUGUGUAUAAAAAGCUCUGCAGUUCCCAGGAGGAGGAAUCCCACAGUGGCGGGUGCCCCGACCCCGAGAUCACUAACAUCAUCCCUCUUUAUGGGCCCUUGAAAGGAGGCAUUUCUAUUACCAUCCAGGGCACAAACCUUGGUAUUAAUAAGGAGGACAUCAAAAGCAUCACAGUUGUUGGGAAACCCUGUAUCCACCAGGAGGAAAAAUAUUCAGUCUCCAGAAGUGUGGUGUGUGAGAUUGGACCUGUAGACAAAAGUAUUUCGGGUCCAGUGGAAGUGGAGGUGGUGGGGAGAAAGAGAGGAAUGUCCGUCAUGUCCUUCACCUACAGGAAUCCGAUUCCAGAAAGUGUGCAACCUUCUAAAGGGCCUAAAGCGGGGGGCACACUCAUUACAAUAAAUGGGAUGUAUCUGGACAUUGGCAGUAAGGAAGAUGUCCAAGUUAAAAUUGGAGGCGUGGACUGUGCUGUGGAGCAAUUUGGAAAAAACAUCACCUGCAGGACAGGUGAAUAUCGACUGGACAAGCUGCCUUCUGACCAUCUCACUGUCACUAUUCAGUAUGGAAAGAGCACCUUUAUAGACGUCCCAAGUACCUUCCAGUACUUUGAAAACCCAAUUGUUCUGGACCAUCACCCUAAAGCAAGCUUUGUCUGUGGUGGGAGGAACAUCACGGUCACUGGCUCCGGUUUUGACCUAAUCCAGAGUGCUGUGAUGGAGGUCCAAGGAGGCAACUUAUCAGCUGUUGAGGUCGCCCACGAGAAGAACGACACAGUCAUCCAGUUUCGGUCUCCAGAAAUAAACGGCUCCCUGAACCAACCCUUUAAAACCUACAUCAAGCUGGACAAUUGGAUAAAGGAGCUGAAGCCCUUCGACUACCAUCCCAACCCCACCUUCAACAAACUGCCGAAGAACAUCAUUAAUGAAGCCAGCAUCAUAAUCGUCACUGGUCGAGGAUUUUCCCGAGCUAUGACCGCCAGAGAAGCCCAAGCAUUUGUGGGUGAUGUCCAGUGUCAAGUCAACACCCUUCAAGACGACAAGCUUUUCCUGGACCCACCCUCCACCACGCCACGCGCCCGUUCCAGACGGCAGCGCCGGGACACCAGCCCUGAGAUGCUGGACUUGCUGAUCAAGUUUGGAAAAGGAGAGUGGGUGAUCGGCUUGGUGGAGUUUGAAAAGAAGAACGAUUUGUCGCUCUACAUAAUCAUCCCUGCGGUUAUUGUGCCCAUGCUGCUCAUCAUCAUCAUUUCUGUCUACUGCUACAGGAGAAAGAGUCAACAGGCAGAGAGAGAGUAUGAGAAAGUUAAGCACCAGCUGGAGAACCUGGAGGAGAGCGUGAGAGACCGCUGCAAGAAGGAAUUCACAGACCUGAUGAUUGAAAUGGAAGACCACACGAACGAUGUGAGCGAGGCACGAAUCCCCUUCCUGGACUACAAGACUUACACAGACAGAGUCUUCUUCCUGCCUUCCAAAGACGGAGCCAAUGAUGUCAUGAUCACAGGGAAGCUGGAUAUUCCAGAGGCUCGGAGAGCGACGAGGACACAGGCACUCAACCAGUUCUCAAACCUGUUGAACUCCAAGACGUUUCUGAUUAAUUUUAUCCGCACGUUAGAGCGCAGUCAUGAUUUCAACGCCAGGGCUAAAGUGUACUUUGCCUCCCUGCUUACUGUGGCCCUGCAUGGGAAGCUGGAAUACUACACUGAUAUUAUGAGGACUUUGCUGCUGGAGCUGAUGGAGGAGUAUGUUCACAGUAAGAACCCCAAGCUGAUGCUGCGCAGGUCGGAGACAGUGGUUGAACGGAUGCUUUGUAACUGGAUGUCCAUCUGCCUUUACCAGUUUUUGAAGGACACUGCAGGUGAGCCUUUAUACAAACUGUUCCGAGCCAUCAAGCACCAGAUUGAAAAGGGCCCUGUGGACGCCAGAGUUAAGAAAGCCAAGUACACCCUCAACGACACGGGCCUGUUGGGCGAUGAUGUAGAGUACUCUGUCCUGACCUUGCAGGUACUGGUUCAUGGUGAGGGUCCAGAUGUGACACCCGUCAAGGUGCUGAGCUGUGACACCAUCUCGCAGGUGAAGGAGAAGAUCAUAGAGCAAGUAUACAGAAACCAGCCUUACUCCCAGAGGCCCAAGGUUGACAGCGUCACUCUGGAGUGGCGUCCUGGCUCAACGGGACAGAUUUUGUCUGAUCUGGACCUGACCUCGCAGAAAGAAGGAAGAUGGAAGCGCAUAAACACUCUGGCCCACUACAACGUGCGAGAUAAUGCUACACUAGUUUUAUCCCGAGUGCUUCACACGCAGCAGAAUUACGACCAGAACCACGAAAACCACGAAGAACGAAAUGCUCUGUUGGAGGAUGAUAAAGUUUUUCAUCUGGUGAGGCCAGCAGAUGAAAUGGAUGAGAUCAAAUCCAAGCGAGGGAGCAUAAAGGACAAGUCGAUGACCAAAGCCAUUACAGAGAUCUACCUGACUCGACUUUUGUCUGUAAAGGGAACACUGCAGCAGUUUGUGGAUGACUUCUUCCGCAGCGUGCUGUGCUCUGGGGCCGUGGUCCCACCAGCUGUCAAAUACUUUUUUGACUUCCUGGACGAACAAGCACUGAAACACAACAAUGUUGAUGAGGAGACCAUCCACAUCUGGAAGACUAAUAGCCUGCCGCUAAGAUUCUGGGUUAACAUCCUCAAGAAUCCUCAUUUCAUCUUCGAUGUCCAUGUGACUGAAGUGGUGGAUGCUUCGCUGUCCGUCAUCGCCCAGACCUUCAUGGAUGCUUGCACCAAGAGUGAGCACAAACUUAGUCGGGACUCCCCAAGUAACAAGCUACUCUAUGCAAAGGAGAUCUCCAGCUACAAGAAGAUGGUGGAUGACUACUACAAGGGCAUCAGGCAGAUGGUCCCUGUCAGUGAUCAGGACAUGAACACUCAUUUGGCGGAAGUGUCACGGUCUCACACCGACAAACUGAACACCCAAGUGGCUCUCCAUCAGCUUUACCAGUACGCCAGCAAAUACUAUGAUGGGAUCAUCGCAUCCCUGGAUGAGGACCCGGCUGCUCAGAGUAAACAGCUGACCCUGCGGCUGCAGCAGAUUGCAGCUGCCCUGGAAAACAAAGUGACUGAUCUCUAACCCACCAAGGGGAGGGACAUGAGUCAAAACAUAGAGGGAGAUCGCCAGUGACUACAGGGGCUUAUUUCUACUUUUUUUUUCUGAGCAUAAAGUAUGGAAAUUGAAAAUCUAAGAGGGGACUCCCUGUGUGCAUCCCUGGAGCGUCUUUUUUUUGGUUCUGUGGAGUAACUGGGACUAAUUAAUUGCCCACAGAUGGCAAAAAAAACGAAAAGACUGAUGGGAAAAUAGUGGGUUACAUUGUCAUAGGUACGCCUUAAAUCUCACUUGCCAAACCUUAAAGGUCUGAGCCCUUACUCAUGCUCCCCUGAAUAUUGCUCCCAGGAUGCAGAUUGAGAGAAAUCUGAGAAUUAAGCCCUACUGUGGAGCACCGGUACAGCAGAUAAUCAGAUGUUGGAUUUCUCUCUGUGUGGAAAAGGGUUUAAGAGUUGUAUUAUAUAUUUUUUUUAAUGUGCAGUCUUUAUGCAGAAAGCUUUAUAAGAAACAAAAAUAUCUUUUUAAUUGGAAUCACUUUGUGGUGCAGACAGUGUUUUUAUCAGCCUGUGUGUGUAUGUGUAGAUGUCUGUGUGUGCGUGAACAGGAGUGAGUAUGUUGUGAGUGAGCGUGGGGCUUUGCGGGAACAUGAGUGUACACACAGGAUGCCUACUUUACCAGGCGUGAGGGCGAAAUGACGCCUGCUUUCUCUCAUUUGAAACCCCCUGCCACCCAGAACAACGCCGGAGCCUGUGCUCUCACUGAGCUUCACGGCAGAGACCAAAGGGUCCGAUCGGGGACAUCGGCUCGUACGAAUGACAGGUUACCAUAGGUUUCGCAAACAUUUCAGAUAAAUUAUUUGCUUUUUAUACAGAAUCUUUUGCUUUAAGCUGGAUUGCCACUCGUGCUCGUGGAAAUCAGUAACAGCACAGCCUGUGUCCCUUUAUUGUACAGUGCCAUGAAACAUUCCACUGCAACUAAAGCACAGAGGGAUAUUUCUACGUUUUUUUUAAGACAUUUCAGUUAAUGAACUAUUUCUUCUCCUCGUUGUACAAUUUUUUUCUUUAGCUGUCAUGAGAAAGAAGCAGUUUUAUUUAGCCAUGGAGCCAUGCCACUCGUGUUAGCUCUGCAAUAAUGUCAGUAUACCAUGAGCAACAAAACAGUAGAUUCUUGCUUUUUCUUACAAAGAUAUUCACCAUAUCGUAGCAGUUCAGCAAUAUGUUAAAGAACAAUUCAAGAUUAAGUUAUGUAUUUUUUAUAUUUUUUGUCUUUUUUGUGCCACUUUUAUUAUUACCAUUGUAAUGUUACAAAUAAUCAUUGCUAACUUUGCCUCUAAAGCUAUAAAAUAGCCUAAUGCUGAGGAAAUAAUCUGCUAGAGAUGCAGUUGGUUCUGCAAAUUGUUCUUUUACUUUUUUUUUUUUUUUUUUUUUUUUGGGUGCUUGGGUUCAAUUGUGUAUAUAAUUGCUUAUGGUAACUGAAAUAUUGAUAUGUCAGUGUCAGAGCGUGGACAGGGUCACAAUGAAAGUUUAAUAUUUCUUACUCCAUUAAACACCAUCGCUAAAUUGUAGGUCUGGCUGUCGACAGAUCAUUUAAUUGUCCUCCCUCAUAUUUGGUGGUGGACUCAUGGCAAUGAGAUCCAGAAGACCCCAGAAUGUUAACGAUUCCUGCCUUGGCUAAAGUGGCGUUUGCACAGACCUCGAGCCUGCCCACCUGCCAUCUCAGCAUGGCGCUUCGGCUUCCUGACUAACAGCAUUUGGCACUGCCCACUUAGUGCGAUACGGAGUGGCACUCUGUGUAAUGAAAUCAGCAGGGGAGGCUUUUGAUCUUAAUUGCAUGUCGACUGCAGGCUCCAUCCUCAUCUCCGCUGUUGUUUACUGGUGACUCCUUUCUCACUGACAGUCGAUGCAAGAAGCUUCUUCUUUCAGAGCCUUUCUUUGACCAAAAAUGUGCCUUGUUGAAUAGGAUGAUACAUAUAUAUUGUUUCUAAAUUAUUCUGUUGGUAACAUAGGUGAAUAUGAUGAUAGUACUAUAGACACAGCAAUGUACUUGGACUUGUGAUCUUAUGUGUGCUGUCUAAAUGCUAGAUGCGCUGCUGCAGCCAUUUGCGUGCCAUUAGGCUGAAGACAUUUCAGUAUGAUUUAUUUUCCGGCUCCAGUUUUGAUGUGUGCAUUUCCUUUGGGUGUCUUUGGUGUGUGCUUACUAGAACUUUGGUGGCUAAAACAAAAAAAGUCAAAGAUUAAAUGUUGCUGAAUGACCACUUGGAUCUUGGUUUCCCUUAAAAAUGUCUUACAUUCCAAAAUUAGACAAAAGGGUAUCCGUUUGUACAAUUGAUUAUAGUGCAAAAUUGUUCCAAUGGUGUUAAUUCUUCUGACCUGUGUUUCUAAUCUAUCCUACAGUGUGUACGAUAAAUGACUAUCUAUACUCGACAAAUUAUUUUUCUUACUGCUGUGCAGUUAUUUUAUUUUUUGUUUCCUGUACCAUAUAAAUCUUUGUCAAACAAGUUGAAAUACUGUAUUCUAUCUGUAUACCCCUAUGCAUUGGUUCCUAAGACAAACUACAAAAGAUAGAAAAAAACUGUUUGUGCUGUUGUCGAGACCUGUUUUUUUUUUUUUUUUCUUCUUUUUCUCCCCCGGUUUUGAAACUUGUGAAUGUGCUGUAAUGAUAAAAUAAACUGGGACACUCCACUUUCGGUACAGGACCAGUAAUGUAAGCCAAUGUUUUCCUCCCCAUUUGAGGCAGCUUCGAAUACUCUUGAUCUUGUACCUGAUCCGGUUGUGCUGGAUGAACGUAAUUUUAAAAGUCGUAUGUGUGGACGGAGCAGUUACCCACAGGUUUCAUCAUGCACUCCUCCGUGAAUAAACUCAGAGACAUAUAUACCCUUCA
Messenger RNA from Cyprinodon tularosa, 9321 nucleotides. It is a transcript of the gene plxnb2b, whose product is annotated as plexin b2b. Gene Ontology annotation, cellular component: semaphorin receptor complex. Gene Ontology annotation, molecular function: semaphorin receptor activity; protein binding. NCBI's taxonomy places the organism in Eukaryota, Metazoa, Chordata, Actinopteri, Cyprinodontiformes, Cyprinodontidae. Gene Ontology annotation, biological process: regulation of cell migration; semaphorin-plexin signaling pathway involved in axon guidance; positive regulation of axonogenesis. The record is from RefSeq and is a predicted model, not a curated record.